Messenger RNA from Capronia epimyces CBS 606.96, 1209 nucleotides. RefSeq lists its product as uncharacterized. The record is from RefSeq and is a predicted model, not a curated record. The coding region runs from base 1 to 1209 and encodes 402 amino acids. NCBI's taxonomy places the organism in Eukaryota, Fungi, Ascomycota, Eurotiomycetes, Chaetothyriales, Herpotrichiellaceae. The transcript is spliced from 2 exons.
AUGGCCGCCGGUGAAGUAGUGAAACAACACCCCGGAGAGAAGGACGAAGGCCAAUUCAAGGCAUCAUCAACACAGCAAAGAGUGCAGCGGGGCACUAAGCGGCCGUGGUGGCAGCAUUUCCAGGUUAACAGAGACAGAUCGCCGGCGAAACGUCUGCGACGCAGGCUAACACAACACACCGAGACAAGAACAGGACCCGAUAAGGAAGAGUUGAUCCAAAACUGGCUGGAAGAGACUUCCUGGUCUGGCGAAGCCUCGACAGAGUAUCAAACUGAGCAGUCCGAGGCAGAGGCCAAGAUGCCCGGCCAAGCUGCCGCCAUCGAUCCAUCUCCGACGGUCAGCGUCGAAGAAAGCACCACAAGCACAUCCAGAAAGUCUACGAGGUUCGCUGCCAGUGUGCAUGAUACGAACUAUCACCAGGCAUUACUCGAUCGCAACAUCGUCAUCGAGCGCGAAAAACCCCCGCCGGAGUUAAUGCGGAAAGCACACAGAAUCGUAUCACGCGCGCGAAACUCGCCUGAGAUAGACGACGUAACAAUUCAGCGGCUGAUAGAUGAAUCUCGGGGUCUUAGAAACGCGAAGAAGGCCGUUAUCGAUCAACAGCUAGCGUCACAUAUCAUUCCUGCUAUGAAUAAGAUCCCCGACCAGAGACUGCAAAUGACUGCUGGCCAACAAUGGGUCGAUUCUGUUCCCGUGCCGCUUAACGCAAACGUGGCAAAAGUGCUUGCCACGCAAUACCCUCUACCAAAACCAAACACGCCACUUCCUCUACCAAAACCAAAACCUGACUUAGCUUUCGGAUACUCUAAAGCUGCUUUUACCCACAAGCAGCUUACAGCUAUUGAACUUCUCGAAGACCGGUUCGGCCAAAGCUACAUCGUUCCGGACCAGACGAUUCGAUUUCCGUUUCUAGUGACCGAGUUUAUUUCACAGGCUCAGAAUGAAACUCACUAUAUCGCAACAAACAAGGUCGCCGGCGCUGGAGCCAUCGCCUUGGACGGGAAUUGGGAAUUAAUGCGGUGCAGUCUCCAGAAUUUCGAUUAUGAGGAGCCACAGUUUUUCUCCGUGACUAUGGAUCAUGACACAGCCUGUAUAAAUAUACAUUGGCUAAGAGCUCCUAUAGAAGGAGAAGAACAACAGACUUUCUACGUCGAACGACUUUCACAGUACCUUCUACGAGAGGAAAACGGUAUCCGAGCAUUUUCCUGA